UUUUGAUUUUCUUCUGAAUUUCUAUCUGUUAUCUUCGUUUUAGUGAUGCCAUUCAGAUCCAUGACUUUUUUAUUUCCGGUGAAUUGACCGGGAUUUACGAUAACUUUUGGCUAGGGUUGCACAGAACAAUUUGAGGUUUUUGGUCGUUGUUCCUUUUUGUCUGAUGUUGAUGAUGGGGGAGGGGAAUAGCUAUAAUGAUAGCCCCGGUUACUUGACAACUGGGGAUCCCUCGGCCGAUUUCGACUUUGAUGCUCUAAGCAUCGAUCUCGAUGAAAUCAAUCGCAUCCUUGAAGAGAAUUCUGGUUCUUUGCAGAGCAAGGCAGAAGACCCAUCAUUUAGAACUCAAGGGGGCUCAGCCCUUGAAUCCAACCAGUUUCAGAGUGGGUAUUCUUCCGAGACUUCAGGUGCUAGGGCAGGGUCUGUUGGUGGUUCAUUUGAUUAUCAACGGAAAUUGGAACCUCAUUCCCAUGAUUGUUCUGUGGUCCAGACAUCCUCUGCAAGUUUUGAAGACUGGUUUUCAAUCGCUCAACUGACAACCUAUACAGAGAGGGUUAACAUGUCUCUGCCUGAGAUGCCUAGCUGUAGUACAGCAUCUAGUUUUGUGGAGAUAGAUAACAACCAUGUGCUAGAUUGUGGAGAUAAUUUAAAUUUUGAUCUUGUGGAUAACAGAAAUGGUACAGAACCCAAAGAUACUGCAGCAGACUUCCACAAAGAAAGUAUGUUAGUUAUUCCCUAAUAAACCUCAACAAUGUUGCUCAGUAUGCAUUUUGAAA
Messenger RNA from Hibiscus syriacus, 773 nucleotides. RefSeq lists its product as uncharacterized. The transcript has 3 exons. Lineage: Eukaryota; Viridiplantae; Streptophyta; Magnoliopsida; Malvales; Malvaceae. The coding region runs from base 164 to 736 and encodes 190 amino acids. The record is from RefSeq and is a predicted model, not a curated record.